AUGGCGGCUGCGCCCCCCGGUCCUUCAACCCCUAUUCUUUUGGACCCAAAGUCCGCACUUCAAUCGUACAUCAGACCGCCUCUCCCAGUGCUGCUGUCUCUCGAGAAACUUGUCCUCGAGCACUGGGAGCAGGUCGUUCCCUUGCGCGUUGGACGCCUCUCGGAUCCCAAGAUCAGCCAAAAGAUCGACCUUCGCGCCGGGAAGUAUGGUUUCGCCACAAGACAUCAGCUUCGGCCUGUCCACAACAUGGCUCGGCCUGCUAGGCUACCUCAUUCUGGCCAGAGUCGCCUAUGAUCUCGUCUUAGCCGUCUACAGGAUCUACUUCCAUCCCCUUCGGCGAUUCCCGGGCUCCAAACUCGCCGUCGCCUCGUACUGGUAUGAAACCUACUACGACGUCUUCAAGGGCCAUCAAUACGUGUGGAAGAUCAAGGAAAUGCACGAAAAGUAUGGGCCGAUCAUUCGCACCAAUCCGGACGACGUGCACAUUCAUGAUCCGGACUUCUUCGACGCGUUGUACGGCUUGAAGCUUGACAAGUGGGCGUGGUGGACACGGGGUUUUGCGGUGCCCACGGCCGGAGGCAUGACCGUGGAGCACGAGAUCCAUCGAAAGAGGCGAGGAGCUCUGAAUCCUUUCUUCUCCAAGGCCAGCAUUGUCGCGAAUAUGCCCGUCAUCCAGGAGAAAUUGGCCGUCAUGUGCGAACGACUAGACAAGAUCAAGGGGAGUCGGGAGGUGCUGGACCUUGAGGCCGUGUAUUUGGCUUUGACCACCGAUGUGCUCACGCAGUGUUCCUAUGGCUGGACGUACGAUUACAUCCACCACCCGGAAUGGGCCAUGACCUGGAAGCUCGUCAACACUGGCGGACGCGCCUCGGCGGCUAUUGUGCGCUCAUUCCCACUGAUCGGGGCCAUCGUCCGGUCCAUGCCUCUCUCCGUGGCGAUCAAACUCGUUCCACCGGUCGGCUUCAUGAAAUCCUGGAUGCAGCGUGUCGGGAUCCAAGUGAAGAAGAUCAAAUCGGACCCAGAGACAAUGCAGGCCAUCAAGACCGAGAAGAGGCGCAAGGACACCAUCUUCGCGCAGAUUUUGUCGAGCGAUCUCCCCGAGGAUGAACUGAGCGAUGAACGGCUGAUUGACGAGGGCGUCUUGAUUGCCACCGCGGGCUCUGAGACAACCGCCUGGGCUAUUACCAUUACCACGUACCACAUCAUGAAGAACCCGGACGUGUUGGCAAAGAUGCGCGCGGAGCUGUCCAAGGUCGAGAUCCCGCCCGGUGACCCGGUGGCUCCCUGGACGUCGUUGGAAAAGAUGCCCUACUUGACCGCGGUCAUCAAAGAGGGCGUCCGGAUGGCCGGUGGAAUGCUGUCUCGCUUGCCACGGAUCUACGACAAACCAAUCCAGUACAAGGAAUGGACCAUCCCGGCCGGCACGCCGGUCGCCAUGACACCGCACCUGGUCCUCAUCGACGAGAACAUCUUCCCGCAACCCCGCAAAUUCGAUCCAGAGAGGUGGCUGGACGAAGACGCCAUCGCCGAGGGGAAGACCACCAGCCGUCUGGACAAAUACAUCGUGGCGUUCGGCAAGGGAUCCCGAAAUUGCAUCGGCAUGCACUUGGCGUACGCGCAGCUGUACAUGUCCGUGGCCGCCAUGGUGAUGAGGUAUAAUCUGGAAAUGUACCAAACGGACGACAGCGAUGCGACGCCCACGAGGGAUCUGUUCACGGCCGGGGUGAAGCUGGAUAGCCAAGGGAUCAGGAUCAUUGUGCACGACAAGGAUGAGAAGAUUUAGAGACCGGAGGGAGAAAGAGAGUUUUGCGGUGCUGUGGUUUCGUGCAUGAAACAUUUCGGCAUCGACUCUUGCCCCUUCACAGCGUUAGACCCUUUUUGAGGUAUCAAUGUAGAAAUCGCUUAGACAUAGAAGACGUUAGCAGACUCGAAGACGGCGCUUUAAGCAAAGUCUGGUUGUAAUCAAUCCAAUUCCGUCC
Molecule: messenger RNA, 1979 nt
Organism: Cladophialophora immunda
Lineage: Eukaryota; Fungi; Ascomycota; Eurotiomycetes; Chaetothyriales; Herpotrichiellaceae
Exons: 1
Coding region: 206-1783 (525 amino acids)
Molecular function (GO): iron ion binding; oxidoreductase activity, acting on paired donors, with incorporation or reduction of molecular oxygen; heme binding
Source: RefSeq, a predicted model, not a curated record